Molecule: messenger RNA, 2570 nt
Organism: Acipenser ruthenus (sterlet)
Lineage: Eukaryota; Metazoa; Chordata; Actinopteri; Acipenseriformes; Acipenseridae
Product: leucine-rich repeat-containing protein 3B-like
Exons: 3
Coding region: 342-1163 (273 amino acids)
Cellular component (GO): plasma membrane
Molecular function (GO): protein binding
Source: RefSeq, a predicted model, not a curated record
UGACCCUAGUCUCUGUAAGUUUGCUAAAUAAACUAAUAAUAAUAGCGCGUCACACAGUGCGAUUUGUGUACAGUGCUUAUAUUUGAAUGCAUACCCAAACUUCAAUCAAAUCGAUCGGGUACAUUAGAAACCACCCCCCCAAUGCCGGCGGAAAAAAACAAGAAACGACGGCGGAAAAUAAGACGGUCUAACAAAACUGUAAACUCAGGGUGGAGUAAAAAUCUGAGGCACCCCCUGAUUGGCUCCCUCUACCCUCAAAAGGGCGUGUCUUUCUUUCCCCUCUGCUCCACCCCCUCCCUGAUGCUUUGGUCCUCCCCACAGGAGUAUGCCAGUAUCCCACAAUGCUGCUGCUGCUGCCGCCGCCGCUGCUGCCGGUCUGGCUCCUGCGUCACUCCGUGGCUCUGUGCCUGAUCCUGCUGCACAGCUCUGUUCUCAUGACUUUCUGCUUCCACCACGCCUCCACCAGCUGCUCCAAGGGCUGCUACUGCUCGGAGGCUCCGGGGGGGGCUGGGGGGGGACGGACGGUGCGCUGCAGCCAUGCCAGGCUGGGGGAGGUACCCCGGGACCUGCCCAACGACACCCAGAGACUCUACCUGGACUUUAACCACAUCGUCUCGGUCCCAGCCAACGCCUUCGAGGGGCUCCCCCUGCUGGCUGAGCUGGACCUGUCCCACAACGCCAUCGUCAAGCUAGAGAACGGGGCCUUCCGCGGCCUGGAGGAGCGGCUGAAGCUGCUGGACCUCUCUGCAAACCGACUGAUGUCUCUGAACAGAGAGGCAGUGGGCAGCCUGCGCUCUCACACCAACCUGUCCCACAACCCGUGGCACUGCGACUGUGAGCUGCAGCACGUGGUCCCCUCCCUGGAGCUGGAGCCAGCCUCUCUGGCGGGCAUGGUGUGCGAGACGGCCGUGCCGGAAGAGCACGCAGGCAUGCCCUUCCUGCUGCUGGCCCACGACGUGGACCUGUGCAAAGUGGCCCGCAGGACCACGGACGUGGCCAUGCUGGUCACCAUGUUCGGCUGGUUCGCCAUGGUCAUCGCCUACCUCGUCCACUACGUGUGGCAGAACCAGGACGACACGCGGCGCCACCUGGCGUAUCUCAAGAGCCUGCCGGGGCUCCAGCACAAAUCUGAGGAGUCCUCUGCCGUCAGCACUGUGGUGUGAGAGGAGGCGGGGUUGGGGGCUUUAUAGGGGCAGAAACACAGGCCACACUCCCCAAACAUAGAGUGUCCAAUCAUUUUUGUUCACCCUCACCGCAGCGAUCCCCCACACAGCUGCUCAGGAGAACUGAAGGUUCAGCGGGUGUCCUCCAAUCCCUCGACCGAGCCAGCUUCCUCUUCCACACCCAGGAACUCGAGAGCGGAUGUCAGCGAACUACCGGCCUCUGGAAGACAAAGGCCAGCCCUGCAGGAGUCCGCUCUGAGCUCACUUGGGCGCCUGGCCAGCUUCUGCACUGCCCUGACUGCGUGACUCCCCCUGCACACCACGCGGCUGUGCUUUUACCAGGGCAGACACUCUUUACCUGGUGCAGAAAGGUCAAUGUAAAAACUGUACUACAUUCUUUUGAACACAUGAAACGUUUUCUUUGAGCUGUUGGCGUAACUCUAACCCUAGGUUGGGCUGAUUUAAAUCUUAAGCUCAGUAUUGGAAUUCUCUCAGCUGGCCCGUCGCUAAAAAGCCUGGCCCGUCUUUCUGCAACCAUUCUGGGAGCCCAGAGUGAAACUGGAAAUGUUGGAUCUGCAGCAGGGUCCAGCCAUGUGCUUUGAGCCAAGAGUGCAGCCACCAGGAGUCAGUUUCCAAACCAUGUGUUAAUUCUGCACCUGCAAAAAUUGCAGUUUCCCCUCCAUGCUUUUCCCAUGGUUGUACUGUGCAUUUACCAUAGUUUACCAUACCUCUCUGUUGUUUUUCCAAUGCUUUCACUGUGCUUACUACACUUCGCUGUGCUUUUACUAUGGGGAACCUUUAUAAGGAUGUGGGCGGAGCUCUUAAAUGAACGGACCAAAGUGCCUGCUUGAUAGGUCUUGUUGUGGAAUGGGCGGAGCUACACCACCAUAUAUGACUGGCCCAUAUCUGGAAUGGGUGGGGCCCCUGCCCUCUCCAAUAGCUCAGAAAGCACUGGCUGUGAUUGGUUUAACUCUUUCCGAAAUGUUAUCCUUUAAUGCACAAUGACUGGGUGGGAUAUUUUAUUCAUCGAGUUUUUUCUGCAGAAGAGACUAUUAUUAUUAGUUAUUAUUAUGUAACCUAUUAUAUGUAGAAAAAUGACCUAAGGCUGUGUUAAACAUUCAAGUCUUUCCAGCACUGACUAACCAAAACCAGGAUUGGAAUUCUGGAUUGUCUUUAGGGGAGCCUAACCUGAAUCCAUUCCAUUGGCUCCGUGUUUUCAAGGUUGCUCUGCUAAUCAGACAGUUGGGGGGGGGGGGGGGGGCGGCAUGCUUGAAAAACCUUCAAUUAAUUGUCACAACAACAGGUGCACAGUACUGUGGAGAGGAUUUCAAUUGCCUUAAAAAUAAUAAUUCUAAUAAUAAAAACACAAAACAAAAUAAAUAUCCUGUUUCUUGUUGAUGGCUGUUA